Messenger RNA from Mucor mucedo, 1091 nucleotides. RefSeq lists its product as uncharacterized. Gene Ontology annotation, molecular function: 3'-5'-DNA exonuclease activity. NCBI's taxonomy places the organism in Eukaryota, Fungi, Mucoromycota, Mucoromycetes, Mucorales, Mucoraceae. Bases 165 to 1070 code for a protein of 301 amino acids. The record is from RefSeq and is a predicted model, not a curated record. The transcript has 3 exons. Gene Ontology annotation, cellular component: cytosol.
GUUUGAACACGAUCAAAAUAGGGUGUUGGUCCACCCCACAAGCCUUCGGCUCACCUUCUUUUCCUCACAUUUAUGCAAAGAAUGAUGCGAUUUAUUGGUAAUAAUAUACCAGAGUAGACACUUAAGAAAUAUCCACUUAUAUCCUUCUAGAUAUUGGUGCAAAUAUGACGGAUCCCAUGUUCAGGGGUUUAUAUCGUGGAAAGCAAUCUCACGCAGACGACCUCCCCUUGGUUUUAAAGCGUGCACGCGAUGCAGGCGUUGAAAAAAUAUUUAUUACAGGCACAAACCUAGAAGACUCUAGGGAAGCGAUUGAGGCCAUCGAAAGUAACAAUGACGCAAAGGGAUUCUUGUACUCAACAGUAGGUUGUCACCCAACUCGUUGUACUGAAUUCGAAGAAUAUAAGGAUGGACCCCAAGCUUAUUACGACGAGUUAUUAAAGCUUGCCACCUCUUCCAAAGUAGUGGUAGCUAUUGGUGAAUGCGGUCUUGAUUACGAUCGUUUACAUUUCUGCCCUAAAGAAACACAACAAAAAUAUUUUCAAAUGCAAUUCGACUUGGCAGAAAAUACGAAACUACCAAUGUUUCUUCAUAAUCGUAACACAGGUGACGACUUCUAUGAGUUGGUAAAAGCUAACCGACACAAAUUCAAGUAUGGUGUUGUCCACUCUUUUACAGGCAGUUUGGAAGAAAUGAAGAAAUUGGUGGAAUUGGACUUACAUAUCGGUGUCAAUGGAUGCUCCCUCAAGACAGAAGAAAAUUUGCAAGUUGUGAAAGAAAUCCCUGAAGAUAAGCUCAUGAUCGAAACGGAUGCACCAUGGUGUGAUAUUCGUCCUACCCACGCAUCGUUUGCUCAUCUUAAAAAUGUCACUGCAGCAGAAAUGGCCUUAUAUUCGCCUCCUAGUAAGAAGAAGGAAAAGUUUGAAAUGGGGUGUAUGGUGAAGAGUAGAAAUGAGCCUUGUACGAUGGGUCUCGUAUUACAUGUGGUGGCUUCAGUUAGAAAUAUAGAUCCUUUAGAGUUAUCACAAACCAUUUGGAAAAACACUUGUCAAGUGUUCCAGCCAGAAGAAUAAAAUAUAUAUGUGAAAAAAAAA